Molecule: messenger RNA, 7799 nt
Organism: Columba livia (rock pigeon)
Lineage: Eukaryota; Metazoa; Chordata; Aves; Columbiformes; Columbidae
Gene: JADE3
Product: jade family PHD finger 3
Exons: 11
Coding region: 2766-5228 (820 amino acids)
Biological process (GO): regulation of transcription by RNA polymerase II
Cellular component (GO): histone acetyltransferase complex
Source: RefSeq, a predicted model, not a curated record
AUUUCUGUAUGGUUGUGAAAUAAGUAAAGGUGGGACUGAAGAUUAUGACUGUAUAGUGUUAAGGGCUAGAGAAAGAAAAGAUUCUUAGUUGAACCUUUUGGUAUUUCGGAGUUCAUCCUGGCAUUUAACUGAGCAAACAAAUGUGUUUUUAAUGAAGAGUUCAAAAAUACAUUAGUUUUGUGGUUCAGCUGGGAGGCAAAAGCUGUGGUUUUGUUCACACUUAAAAGUUGUAGGCUGCAUUGCAUUUUAAUGAUGCUGUUCGAGCUGCCGCUACCAGGGCAGCUCGCUUUGCUAGUGUUUCUAUGGAAAGUUGACGUUAAAGGGGUUCAAUCAGAAUGCUUAAGAAUUACCCCAUAAAGAGAUGUCUCAUAAGAAGAAACUUGUUCAAAGUCACAUUUGAAAAAUUGAUUGAGGCAUUUAUUAAUUUUUUUACUUCGUCUCUUCCCUUGCCCUCCCUCUCCCAGUGUGUUUUGUGGGUGAGGCUCUCAGCAUUUCUUAGCCGGAGGGUAGAGGCAGUGUUAAUACUGGGGUUUAAUACCCGGGUUUGGUGGCAGAGCAGCAGUGGGCUUUUAAAGCGGGUCCCUCUGGUCACCCCACUCGCUGUAUGUCAGCCGUGGACACGGUGCUUCUCUUGCACGUGAGCCGGGUCCCUCUGUGGGUUGUUUCAAGCCACGUGUGUGGCAGUGUCAGCGGCAGAGUUUAUCUGCUUAUCUCGAGUUAAAAACCCAGCCCACGUAGAGUGAUUCGUGUUUCGGCAACUUUGGCUCUGGUGCUGCUUUGAUCUACAGAUCUUCUCGCCUUGCUCAAAAUUAAUUGCUUAAUGUGGUUAAUUAAUUGCAGACUGUCAAGGGGAUGAGAAAAGGAAACUGGAAUGAUGUUGAAAACAAAACAAACAAACAAAAACCAUGAAAACAAACAAAAUGCACGUGCACACACACAGAAACAUAAAACCAAACCCCAGUCAAAACUAACAAAUCUGCAAAAAAACCUCAACAACAAAAACAAACACAAAACCAUAGAUCAAAGCCAAAACUUCAAAAUUUUGUAAGGUCAACAUACAGAAGCCAUAAUAUAUUGUGUCCUGUGCUGUUCUCCGCACCCCUGAUUGUAAGGGAACGUUUUUCCUUUGCUACACAGUUGAGCAACAAUAAUUCUUAAGUAACAGGAUCUGUGCCACUCCUCAGUGGCUGGGUGGUGGGAUCCUUUUCUUGUGCUGCAGAUGGGUGGAGAAGCAGAAACGUUACAGCGUGGUGCUGACACUUCGGCCAGAAACGGCCUUAUUUCAGUGAAGAAACACAUUGCCAUUCCCCCCCUUCCCCUUUUUAAAUUAUUUUUCUUCUGGCAGGGUGUGCUGUUAUUGCUUCCUUGGUUUUUACUUGAAUUUCUGCUCUCUAAUACUUUGUUCCCCAGCUCGUAGCGGUCCUGUUUUUGUUAGCUUUUUACUCUGAGGCGUGGGGUGGACUGCGUGCCAGGACAGACCCUGGUCUAAGUGCUGACAUCUCCGAGGAGCGCUGCAACUCAUCUGUUGGGUGCCACAGCUUUAAUGCUUUUGCUGUGUCCAUUACAAUAGGACACAAAAUAUACAUAUGCGCAUGAUUGUUGCAGGAGGGGAAUGUGGGCACUUGGUGGAGGGAGAAAUUCCUUCUGUUCCCGGACUUAAUAAUUGCUCAAGGCUUGGGACUAGAUUAAAAAAAGGCGAGUAAGCAGAAUCCCUGCCAGAGAAGCUGAGCUAUCCAGGAUUGUCAAGGAGAGGUUAAAAGGAAUGUCUUGAGGGAUCAAGGCAGGAGCCACACAGCGCUUUCAUAGAAUCACUUCAGUUGGAAGAGACCCUCAGGAUCAUUGAGUCCAACCUUAACCUAACUCUGGCACUAAACCAUGUCCCUAAGAACCUUGUCUAAACACAUUUUAAACACCUCCAGGGAUGGUGACUCCACCACAUCCCUGGACAGCCUGUUCUGAUGCCUGACAGACCUUUCUAUGAAGAAAAUUUUCCUAAUAUCCAAUCUAAACCUCCCCUGGCACAACUUGAGGCCAUUUCCUCUCAUCUGAUCACUUGCUACUUGGGAGAAGAGACCAACCCCCUCCAUGCUACAACCUCCUUUCAGGUAGUUGCAGAGAGUGAUGAGGUCUCUCCUCAGCCUCUUUUUCUCCAGGCUAAACAGCCCUAGUUCCCUCUAUACUUAUUAUUUAUUUGCCACCCUCUGAAUUCAUAGGCAUGCUGGCUUCAUAGAAGACCCUCCAGAAGGAAGGAAAAAUCAGUGUAUUUGGAGAAAUCAGCCUCUUGUGUCAUCUGAAUAAGUGUGCAGCUACCUGAACAUUUUUUGUUGUAUUCCUAGAACAGGGUAGAGAAUGAACUGAACUAAAGCUUGGUUUUGUCGCUAUUGAUAAAGUUGUUUCCCAUUUGUGGUAAGAGAUGGCAAAGUUGUCUUUGACAUUAUUCUUUUUUACUUUUAAUCGUAGUACUUUGUGUAUUUAUAUUGUAGUAUGUGUACAUACAACUGACGCAUUUUGUUUUUCCGCUUGUUAACUGAGAAUCAUGGGAUUUAAGGCUUUAUUUUGUGGCUGUAUUGUUUGCUUGGGAAAAUUGCCAUAAAAAUAUCAUAUACCCUUCACUUACUUGCCAUAAACUAAAUUGUAGCUCAAACAUGAAAUGCUCAAUGCCACUCCUGCUACCUAAAUAGCACUCCUUUCAUUUUUUUAGGAGCUUGUGAUGUCAUCAGCUGAAGCGAAAACAUCUACCUCAUGACCUGGCAUGAUGCGUCAGGAUGAAACGCCACAGGCAUCUAAGCACCAGUGACAGUUCAGACAAUGAGAGUCCUUCUACUUCCUUUUCUUCUUGUUCUAAAUACAGGAGCAAGUCAAAAGUACCAGCAAAUGAACAAAAGAAACCUGCUGAGGUGUUCCGCAAGGAUCUCAUUAGUGCCAUGAAACUACCAGACUCUCACCAUGUCAACCCUGAUGAAUAUUAUAUCUUCGCCGACACAUGGAAACAAGAAUGGGAGAAAGGGGUUCAAGUUCCAGCCAGUCCAGAAACUAUUCCGCAGCCUUCUCUCAGGGUUGUAGCAGAAAAGGUGAAAGAAGUACUGUAUACACGACCCAGGAAAUACAUCCACUGUUCCAGCCAGGAGCCCACAGAACCAGGUUACAUCAACAUCUUGGAACUGGCAGAAUCUAUGUGUCGCUAUGACUUGGAUGACAUGGACAUCUUUUGGCUUCAGGAGCUAAAUGAAGAGCUUACAGAAAUGGGAUGUGGGCCCUUGGAUGAAAACACAAUGGAAAAAACAAUUGAAGUGCUGGAACGGCACUGUCAUGAGAACAUGAAUCAUGCUAUUGAGACUGAAGAAGGGCUGGGGAUUGAAUAUGACGAAGAUGUCAUCUGUGAUGUGUGCCGGUCCCCUGACAGUGAAGAUGGGAAUGACAUGGUAUUCUGUGACAAGUGUAAUAUCUGUGUCCAUCAGGCGUGCUAUGGAAUCUUAAAAGUACCUGAGGGGAGCUGGUUGUGUCGCACCUGUGUCCUGGGGAUACAUCCUCAGUGCCUUCUGUGUCCCAAAAGAGGAGGUGCCAUGAAGGCUACCAGGACAGGGACCAAGUGGGCACAUGUGAGCUGUGCCCUCUGGAUUCCAGAGGUUAGCAUUGCUUGCCCGGAAAGGAUGGAGCCAAUCACAAAGGUGUCUCACAUUCCCCCAAGUCGAUGGGCCCUAGUGUGUAGUUUAUGCAAACUGAAAACUGGUGCUUGCAUUCAGUGCUCUGUGAAAAGCUGUAUCACUGCCUUUCAUGUCACCUGUGCCUUUGAGCAUAGCUUAGAGAUGAAGACUAUCCUGGAUGAUGGAGAUGAGGUCAAGUUCAAGUCAUAUUGUCUAAAGCACAGCAAGAAUAAACAGAAUUCACUGCCUGAUGUUGAUGAGCACCCCAAAAGCGUGUCAGACCAGAAGCAAACGGAGAGUGAGAAAACCAGUUUGCGAGCCCAGAAACUCCGAGAGCUGGAAGAAGAGUUUUACUCACUAGUUAAAGUGGAGGAUGUUGCAGCAGAACUGGGCCUUCCUAAACUUGCCGUAGACUUCAUCUACAAUUACUGGAAAUUAAAACGAAAAAGUAACUUUAACAAACCAUUGUUUCCUCCCAAGGAGGAUGAAGAAAAUGGCUUGGUGCAGCCAAAAGAAGAUAGUAUUCAUACUCGCAUGAGGAUGUUCAUGCAUUUGAGGCAGGACCUAGAAAGGGUAAGAAAUCUCUGCUACAUGGUAAGCAGGAGAGAGAAACUGAAGUUGUCUCACAGUAAAGUACAUGAACAGGUCUUCAAUUUGCAAGUCCAGCUCAUUAAUCAGGAAAUUGCUGCAGGCCAUACCCUGACAAGUGCACUAGAGAACACGCUGUUCUACCCACCUCCCAGGAUCACCCUGAAGUUAAAAAUGCCCAAAUCAGCACUAGGAGAUUGCAAAAAUAACUCGCUGAAGCCUGGCAACAGACCGCUCUCUCCUGACAACAACAGCAGUGUUUACAGCAAACGGAGCGUGCCCAUGUCAAAGGAAGCGUUUGAAAUUAAAGCGAAGUCUUACUCCAGGUACCAGCACGACAGCAGAAGUAACGGGUUGCUGGCAGGGAUCGGCAAGCCUCGGAGCGAGGCCAAGGAUCCUGGCCCCACGCAGAUGCCGGAGUUUCACCGGGGCCAGCCGUCCGGGAAGCCCUUGGCGCUCCAGGCUGCUUUGCAUGGACAGUCUUCCAUUGGGAACGGGCGGGUGCAGCAGGAGAACUUGAGGCUGGUGGCCAAGUCCAAUGGUCUGAUGGGCAGGGCUGGAGAUGUGAGCCAGAGAGACAGUUCCAGCCAGACGCCCUACGAACAAGAGUCCGUGCUCACAGCUCACUUGGCCAGCCAAAGCGGUUUCAGAAAAUCUACCAUAGAACAUUUUAGCCGGUCCUUUAAGGAGGCUACCAACAGUCUGGUGAGGACCACAGAAGAUCUCCGGUGCUGUGAAAAGCCAACGAGAAGACUCGCAACAAAAGAUCGCUUGUGGAGCAAGCAGACGCUUGAAGGUGCUCCGUACCAGGACAACGACGGGUACUGUCCUGACUUAGAGCUGAGUGACUCUGAAGCAGAAAGCGAUGAAAACAAAGAGCAAGUGAGGUUAAGACGAAGUAGCUCGGAGAGAGAAAGCCCAAAUAAGGACUUUGGAAGAGAUUGUCACAAUAGGAACAAAAAGAAUAUGAUUUCUCACGGUUCUGUACAAAGGUGAUUAGAAGCCCCCACGGGGUAACUCAGCCUUUAUGUAUUCCAGUGUACCAGUGCAAAGCUCAGCGUCAAAAGGUUCCAGAAAAUAGUCCAGGACCUACAUUAGGAAGAGUUGCAGUAAGGGAUGGGGGGAGGGGAGAGAAAUCAGAGUAGUUUUGUUCAACUGUGAAUUGGCUUGCAGUCUUCACGAGGUUAACUGAGUUAUUGCAAAGUCUUGUGGAAAUUGAUAUGUUUGAUUAGAGGGUAAUAUCUGGGAGAGCACGAAGUGGUUAAUCUUGGUGUAAAUUCAGGAAACUGCUUCCCCCUUGCCACCUUACGUGGGAAGCAGCGUGUUUACGUUAUGUCAGUCUUGUGGUGGUAGACAGGCAUUCUAGAAGUCCUCGCAUCGCUCUGAUGCGUUGAAAAGAGACUGCAAACGGAGACACUGAAACUGCAGUCCUGCAGCACCUGCAGUAUGGCUGUGAUCCAGCAAGGCACUCGCGGAUGUGUUAGGAAGCGAAGCGCGUGAAAAAAGUCCUGCUGGUUUUCCCCUCACACACACCACGGGAACGUUUGUGCUCAGAUCUCCGAGCACAUGCCGGUGUGCUCUGCUGGAUCAGGCCCAAAGUGACUACUAAGUGACGACCCCCUCCUGCAGGAGGCUUUGAACUGCGCCCGCGUUUGCGGGCUCCUUGCGGAGGGUGGAAGCAGCCGUCACUGGCGCUGCCAAACCCGCUGACCUCUAGACAUGUCCCCUCUCCCCCCACCCCCCGGCCCGUUCCCUGCUCUUGCUGAAGGUUGUGUUUCUCUUCACAAUAACUUGCUUAUUUUGUAAAUAUACAACUUCUAGUACUUCAGUUUUUUUUAAUCUCUGUACAUAGUUGCUUGUUGUGGGAUGCACUUGUAAAUAUUUUACCCAGCUAACAAGUACAGAUGGCUAAUUUUGUGGAUAGUGUUUACAAAAGUAGAUGUACUACUUCAAAGAAAAAUGCUAUUUGACACUUAAAUAUAGGCAAUCACCGGUGAUGCCAGGUUCCUCUUGAAACUGAGAUUUCAUGUCCAGAGGUGUGUGUACCUGGUAUUUUUAAAAAUAAACUGAAUUAGAAAUAAUUUUGUCUGAACUUCUUAUGCAGGCAUGAAUUUUCAACCCUAGUUGCCCAAAUACAGGCACUGGAGCCUUAUUUCUGGCAUCUAGGUCUGUAAAAUUUUAGCCAGUCAUCAUUUGGAGUAUUUUUUUUUUAAUUGCUGGAAAUUUAUUAUUUUCUUAAGCUGCUUUUCAACCUCUGGAUCAGUUGCUGUUUCCCAAACUAACUCUUUUUUGUAUGUCCUUUAAAAUUAGCAGUUGUGAUGAAAUUUCAGCCAGCACUGAGGAAGUGAGAGGGGAGGGGAAUCCUUUUUCUGCUCAUUUCAACGACAGGGGAUUUUUGUUUGAUUGCAAACAAACUUCUCCUUUUCCAGAUGGUGUUGUGUGGAUCAAAAAAGUAACUGCACUGUUUUUCUCUGAAAUGCUGUACAUUGCAUAAAUAGGCAACAUGCCCUGUCCCUCCGUCGCUGGCUGAAAUGGGCCGUAUGUUAUAUAGGGUACAUCAUACCGCUUCCUUCUGUUGGGGUGUGCGUUUUGUGUAGAAACAAAAGGUGUUCCCCACCCAGCGUGAAGACGACUAUGCAGAAUCCAAAUGACGACCUGUUUUUCUUCAUUAUCGUUAUUUAUUGCUUUUAGCUUGGGAAAUGGCAACAUCAUUUUUAGGUUUAAAUUUUGAAAUCUCCCUCGUUGCAAUAGAACUAGCAAGUCAGGGGCUGGAGGACUUUACAGUAGUGAAAUUUUAAAAAGAGUAUACUUGGCAAUUCUGCUCUAUUUUCUUCAUGCAUCUUAAUUUUUUUUCACUUCUUGAUUUUAUGUAUAUUUGUGUAAUUGAUCUUUCUAGAGCUGUAUCUUAAAAAUUAUUUCUUUUGGUGUAAAUAUGCAGUAGCAUUUUAGGUUUCCACAUAUUUUAUUUUAAUGGGAAAUGCUUUGUGUUCUAAGCCAUGGGUCAUUCAGAAUAAGCAAACAAAUGUCUGUUAAUUUGUAUUCCGGUUCUGAUUCUCUUAGUUCUCCUUCAAUAUUUAUUAGUAAUCCUCUCUAGCUGGUCAUGAAAUUUUACAAAACUUUAUUUGGAACACUGAUCUGGGAGAUCAGGAAAGUGUUCGUGUUAUUUUGUGGCCGGAAGCCUAUGGCAGAAGGGAGGGAAAUUGGUGCUUCAGCAAAACUCAGCAUUUCUGCUCUCCUGGGGUUAUUAAUUCAGUUGUUUCCAGUCUGAGCAAUGGUUUUGCUAAUUUUUACAUGAUUUUAAUAGAUAUAUGAAGGAGCCCUUGGUUAUGUAGUUCUCAAGUAUUGUCCCCAAAGUGCAUUUGCUAGUUUUUAUUGUGUGUUCGGUGGCUAACUGUUUGAAGUAUUACCUCUUAACCUUAUUUGUCAGGUUUUUUUGUGUGUGUUUUUGCAUUUUGUUUUAUAUAUAUAAAUAUAUAUAUAUUCAAUUUUCCAAGAAGGACUCGGUCUUUUUCAGAUGUCCCCUUUUUACAAGUACUUUUUCAUUAAAUUAUGAAACUGCUAACAGUA